AGACAUUAGAUAUCGGAAAGAAUGGUGAAGCUGAAAGGACGAAUGAGCGAAGGCGACAUUUCAUUGUUUCUCAGUAGAUCAAGACGGGGUCAUAAACCGCUUCUGGAAACAAGAUCUCUUCCUGUUCGACCGAACCGAGCACCGGACACUGCAGAACCAGUUGCUAAAAUUGUAAAAGAUACAAUUGGUCAGAUUGCUGAGUCCGAAAAAGAGGUAGAGUGGGCUGCUAGAGAGAUGGAAUACAUUAUCAGGAAGGAGAGAAGAGCUAUAGAAGAUUUUGAGAAGAAGACGGGAGGAGAAGGGAAGAGCCGAGGGAUGGGUGUACUCACAAGCUGGAUGAACCUGAAAAGAGAAACGGAUAAAAACCACCAGGCAGCAAAAGAAGAUAUGAAGCGAGCUUCAGUUGCAAUGAAGGCAGCUGAGGAUAAAAUAUCCUCUAUAGAGGAUAGAUUGGAGGAGGAGGAGAGACAGCUUCAAAUACGGGCACGUGCUUUACGCAGGAAGAGCGAAGAUAUUUUCAAGUUUGUUGAUCAUCAUAGAAUCAUGGUUUCAAGAGCUGAGAGCGCAAGGGUGACUAGUGAAGGUGAUGUGAGAUACUGCGAGGUGACUUCAUUAUAAACCUGUAUUUCUACUAGAGCAAAUCUAAACUUCAAUCUAGAUUUUAGCAAAAAUAUAUCACGUUCGGAAGCCAUGAAAUCGUCUAAAACAUAUUAAAAGUUUCCCCUGAAAUGUUUGGAGCAAAUUGUUGUAAAAAUGUGAGAUAUAUUGUGGAGAAAGGAAUGCAAGUAGAAGACUACGUAUGUAGACUCUAGAAACUAGAAGUAUGUAAUAUAUUCAGGGUUUUUUCUUUAAAGUUUCAAACUUCAAUUUUUUUAUUUCCAAAUCUAAACACCCUUUACACACAGGGUUACCCACAAAGGAUGAAACUUCGGAAACAACUGUACAUGCACUAUCUGUUUUCUUUAUAUUAAUGAUUCCCAGCAACUGUAAACUUGUUUCUUCUUUUUCAUAAUCAUUGAAUAAA
Molecule: messenger RNA, 1024 nt
Organism: Eurytemora carolleeae
Lineage: Eukaryota; Metazoa; Arthropoda; Copepoda; Calanoida; Temoridae
Exons: 9
Coding region: 22-618 (198 amino acids)
Source: RefSeq, a predicted model, not a curated record